Linum trigynum is the source of this 1341-nucleotide messenger RNA. The record is from the annotation of a GenBank genome assembly. NCBI's taxonomy places the organism in Eukaryota, Viridiplantae, Streptophyta, Magnoliopsida, Malpighiales, Linaceae.
GGUCUCCUUCUCCAGCAGCCAUGGCUUUGGAUCUAGAGUUAAGGUUAAGUAUUUUUCCUUGCGCGACCAGAAAACGAAGGCUGGUCGAUGGUUCAGAAUAAGCGAACCUUUCUCCUCCGAUCAGCAAUCUCGGGGACGAUCUCCUAGCAGAAGUUCUGAUUCGCGUCCCGGAACCUGGAUCCGCCUGGCAAUGCAAAGCAGUCUGCAAGCGAUGGAAGUCUCUGAUCUCCGAUCCUCAAUUCGUUCGCCGUUUCGUUUCCCACCACGAGAGCAUCUGGAGCGUCGACGAACCUCCUCUGAUGGCCAUAGACAGUGGGGAAGCCAUCUUGAGCUUCCUCCCCGUGCCCGAUGAAUUAGCUGAUCGAUGGUACUUCCGAAUUUUCGAUUCCUUCAAGGACUUGGUUUUGUGCGGGUUUCAGGAGACGCCCAGAAUCCACUCCGAAUUUUCCAGGUCUCUCUUCGUCUGCAAUCCGUUUACGAAGCAGUGGGUCGCCCUUCCUUUGGCGCCUGAAAUCGCGUCCUCGUCUAGGAUUGGAUCUUUUGUUGCAAGGUUAGUCUGUGAACCCCUUACCUGUAGCUCAAAUGUUGAACUUGAUCUGGGAGAAGGUCGACCACCAUUAGUUUAUUGCUCUGCUUAUCGGUUCCGGGUGUUGUGUAUUUAUCAAAUGAUGAAGAGUACUAGAGUAGACGUGUUUUGUUCGGAGUCUGGAGAGUGCACGAAGGAGGCUCUUGUUCUUGAUGAGCAUUAUCAACUUUUGGCUUGCAAUGGAAUUUCUUUAGAGGUGGCAAUUGGAUCGGAUUCGUGGGUUCGUGGAUCGGAUUCGUGGAUUCGUGGAUCGGAUCCAAAUGGAUUCAUGGAUUCGUGGAUCGAAUCCAAUGGAUUCGUGGAUUCGUGGAUCGGAUCCAAUGGAUCCGUGGAUCCACAACAAUAAAUCAGAACCAGAUCUCAUCCGCCUUUUCCCUUUCUUCCGUUUCUUUUCCAUCUUCCUAAAAAUAACCACUAUUACGAACAAAAUCUUCUCCACCAUGUUAGCUUCUGCAACUUGGAGCAAAUGAAGGAAGCUAGAUGCCUAGACCUACGACAAACAGACAAUUUGGAGGAGGAACAAGGAAACACCACACCGGCGAUGAUACAGGAACAAGGAAACACCCAUAAAACCCAAAUUUCCAAGCUAACAGAGACUCGGCCUAAUUAAACAUAACCGGAUCAAAGCUGUAGAGGCAAACAUACUCAACCUCAGAAGUAGAUCCCAGUUUCCCUCUGCCCUUACUGAAGAGAAAGGGCCGACCAACAACAGUAGGAAGACUACAACUCAAGGAGAAUCAAGACAAGCAGUUCAU